AUGCCUUCACGAAAGAAACCUCGUGUCCACGAGACAGUGCCCUUCAAGUCCUACCCCUGGAACAACCAUACCCUGGAACCCGAAACAAUAGUCGAGAUUUCAUCCGGUGACUUCUUGCUCAUCAAAGCUAUCUUCCGGCAAGACCAAGCCAUCAUCCUCUCCGGCCUGCUGCUCCGGAGAAACACAGACUUUGGAGGCAAGCUGCCGAAAAAGCUCAACGAAGUUUAUUUCGUCCACAGGAAGUGGGUGAGAAACAUUUCAGCAGCCGAUAUACAGCACCUUGCUGACCGUGAGGAUCCGCGCCGAACCUUGAAGGUUGACAUUGUCCACUUGAGUCCCCCUUGCCAAUACUACAGCAUGCCACAUACUAUUCUGGGAUUCGACGACGAGAACAACAAGACGCAAAUAUUCUUCACUGACGCGCUGCUGAGAAAAGCAAGGUCCUGCAUUGCAGUGUUGGAAGAAACGGCUGGACUCGUUGUUCUUAAGAAGCAUAAUGAUGCUUUCAAUAAGCUGUUGCUUUCAUCCACGAACCCGGGUUUUUCUGUGAGUUGGCAAAUUGUGCCCUUCCAGGAUCUAGGCCCUCCACAAAACAGGGAAAGGCUGGCGAUCAUCGCUUCUUGUUUGCAGCAUCGCAAGGCUUUCCUAAUUGAUUUGUCUUUCGUAAAAAAGAUUAAGGAGCAGAUUGGCAAUGCGGUGCCUCCAUCCAUUGCGGAGGUCAUCUUCGCUUAUAUUAGAAAACAUCUGGAAGAUGUUAAUGGAAUUUGCAAAUCGAAAGAGGUUGGAGAGGUGGAGGUGUACGAGGAGAGAGCGGAUGCGAUGAGAGAGGAUCGCGAGUGGGAGUAUGAGAUGGAUUCUGAGGAGAGACAUGAGGAGGAAAACAAUGAGGAGGAAAACAAUGAGGAGGAAAACAAUGAGGAGGAAAACAAUGAGGGAGGAGGAAAACAAUGA
Messenger RNA from Hyaloscypha bicolor E, 951 nucleotides. Its product is annotated as S-adenosyl-L-methionine-dependent methyltransferase. Gene Ontology annotation, molecular function: methyltransferase activity. Bases 1 to 951 code for a protein of 316 amino acids. The record is from RefSeq and is a predicted model, not a curated record. NCBI's taxonomy places the organism in Eukaryota, Fungi, Ascomycota, Leotiomycetes, Helotiales, Hyaloscyphaceae. The transcript is spliced from 4 exons.